AAAAAAAACUUUAAGUCAGGAUCACCUUAAAAAAAUAUAAUCAUGAACAUGAAUCCGCUGGACAAAAUACAUGCACUUGAUGAAAUUGAAAAAGAUAUAAUACUCUGCAUGCAGAGUGCAGGUCAGGCGUUGCAAGAGCUGGGUAAGGAGAAGACUUCUCAGAAAAGUGCCGAGACACAAUCUCAGCAAUUUUUGAAGAGUUUGUCUAGUGUUGAGUCUAAACUCUCGGAGCAAAUCAACUAUCUCACACAAGUUUCUACCGGUCAACCACACGAAGGAUCUGGAUAUGCCUCCGCUAAAGUCUUACAAAUGGCUUGGCAUCGUAUUCAACAUGCGCGCUCUCGUGUACGUGAAUUGGAAGAGACCAAGGCCAAACACUCCCAUGCAGCUAGACAACAGCAACAGAAGCGCCAACAAGAACAUGCAGCUGCACAGCAACAGGCCGCAGCCGCCGCAGCCCAACAGCAGGCGACAGGUGGUAGUUCAGGAUCUACAGACGUCAGUGGUGCAGGCAUUGGCAAUACUUCCAGUGUUAGUGGAGUAGCCACUGAUAGCGGCGGUAGUAUGUCCGCGAGCUAAUUGCAAAUUUAGGCUCUGCCAAUAACAUUUUC
Drosophila navojoa is the source of this 611-nucleotide messenger RNA. RefSeq names its product mediator complex subunit 11 (gene MED11). Gene Ontology annotation, molecular function: transcription coregulator activity. NCBI's taxonomy places the organism in Eukaryota, Metazoa, Arthropoda, Insecta, Diptera, Drosophilidae. The record is from RefSeq and is a predicted model, not a curated record. Gene Ontology annotation, biological process: regulation of transcription by RNA polymerase II. Gene Ontology annotation, cellular component: mediator complex.